AAUAUCGCGCAGCCCAGCUCGACGCUACGGGUCCCCGCAACCUGCAGGGGGCACUGACAGCGCAUAAAUACACUGCUCUCUUCGCGCUCCCAGCGAGCAGCGCAAGACUGGCCGGAACGAAGCUCUCAGAUCCACACAGAGAGCGCUCUCUGCCAGGUGGCUGCGAGAUAGCGCCCGCGAACACCGGUGUGAAGAACGCACACAGAUAACGCACCGACACAAGAUGCUGCGCCUCCUCGCCGUCGCAGCGAUGGCACGCGCCUUACCGCGCAACGACGGCAAGUCCGACGAAAAGCUCAGCCACGAGGCCCAGACCUACUACGACCCGGCCGCGCAGACGUUCGCAUUAUAUACUCUGUUAGGAGUGCCGACAAAUGCGACGUUGACCGAGAUCGACCGGGCCUUCGUCAAGCACAAGAACGAUUUAGAGAGGAACAGGAAAAACAAGAAGAACGUCCAGAUCUAUGGGCUGAUCUACAAGUCCUUGGAUGAGGACGAGGACGGCUUGUUGAGUGCAGAAGAAAGUGAGAGUCUCGUGGAGGCGUUGGGUCUACGAUUCGAUGAGGAGGACGAUCAUGUGCAAGAGUCCGUCGCCAAGUUCCGGAGGAGGACCUGCACGGACAAAGACGCUGUAUUUAGUUCAAAGGAACACCUCAUGAUUGUGGCGACCUACGCCUCGCUGCGCACGGCGCGCGUGACGCUCGGUGAUGCGGAGAUGCGGACUAAGUAUGAUGAGCAGGAGCGCAUCAAAGCGCGGGAGUAUGCUGAAGACGUCGACGACGACAAUACGUACCUGGGCGCCGCGAAGCGCAAAGUUUUUGGCGUCAUCUACUACGGGAUCUAUGGCGGCAUUGUAGUGUGGACAAUUGUAGCGGUCAUUGCGUGUCUGGCGUACGUGGCUUGCAAAGCGCUCGCGUCCAUACCGAACGCGCCGCCUCUGUUCGGGCGGUGCGCCGACCGCUGCGGAAGCGUCUUGAUUUGGAUUAACCCAGGGUGGAGUACGGUGUGCACACUCGCGUUUUGCGCGCCGAGUACGGUCCUCGCGGCGAUGUUGUCAGCUUUUGCGGUAUUCUUGUUCCUCUUUAGUCUGCUCGCGAAGACGCCCGUCGUUCUUCAGAGGGGGCUUUGCGCCUUGAUCAUUGCCGCACUGCUCGCGUGGCUCGUACCGGCCUGUGUGGAAAUCAACCAGUGCGUCGGGUGCUGCCACGCCAUCGAGCAGGCGUCGCAUCGAUGGCGUGGAGGUCGACGCGGAACGCGCCGUAAAAUUUUGAUUUCCACACAGGUACCGGCCGUAAAAAAUGUGCUGACGCGCCCACGGGAACAUGUGAGACGCCUCGUCCAGGGCCUGCGCGGCCUCGGUAGAGAGGCCUGGGGCGUCGGGAAGGUUUUGGUGCCGGGUGCGGCCCUGGGACUGGUCUACUCGAUGUUCGAGGUGGAGCUCGAGACGCACCUGCUCACGGCUUUAGCGGGAGGCGUCGUUGUCAUCAUGGCGGUGAAGCCGCUGCGGAGCCGCGCGUUCCGCUACCUCGGCCAGGCGCUGGCCGACACGGGCGUCACUCAGCCGCCGAGCGAGGCGCCGCGCAUCCUCGAAGCCUUGCAGCGCCUCGCCACUUUACCCGUGGAACUAUACGUUCCGAUCAACGUCCUGGACGACGCGCAAGUCAAGGCCAAGCUCGAACGAGCCGGCUUCUCGCGCCGCGACGGCGCCGCGACGCCGAGCCGCGCCGAGCUCGAGGCGGCCUACGACGACGCCUAUGGCGCCUGCACCGUGUGCUUCGCUCAGUUUGAAGCCGGCGACGAGUGCGUGCGCCUCCUCUGCGGGCACGUCUUCCACCGCGACUGCGUGGUCCAGUGGGUGAACACGCGGACGGAGUCGGGCCGCGUGCCGACGUGCCCCCAGUGCACCUGUGACAUGUGAGUAAGAUGAGUAUAGAUAUCCUGCCA
Molecule: messenger RNA, 1944 nt
Organism: Pelagomonas calceolata
Lineage: Eukaryota; Pelagophyceae; Pelagomonadales; Pelagomonadaceae
Source: the annotation of a GenBank genome assembly